Molecule: messenger RNA, 6607 nt
Organism: Platichthys flesus (European flounder)
Lineage: Eukaryota; Metazoa; Chordata; Actinopteri; Pleuronectiformes; Pleuronectidae
Product: aryl hydrocarbon receptor-like
Exons: 11
Coding region: 78-3191 (1037 amino acids)
Biological process (GO): regulation of transcription by RNA polymerase II
Cellular component (GO): nucleus; aryl hydrocarbon receptor complex
Molecular function (GO): nuclear receptor activity; transcription cis-regulatory region binding; protein dimerization activity
Source: RefSeq, a predicted model, not a curated record
UCUUCCUCGGCCCGGACGUGGAGACCCUGACGACCCGUGACCCAGCCGCUGGUCCCCUCGGCGGCUCGGACGCCACCAUGCUGCCGAGCACAGCGCUUUACGCGGCCAAGAAGCGAAAGAAGCCCGUUCAGAAAAUCCCCAAACCUCCACCUCCCGAUGGCAUCAAGUCCAACCCGUCCAAACGCCACCGCGACCGGCUCAACGGCGAGCUGGACAAGCUCACCAGCCUGCUGCCCUUCACCGAGGAGGUCAGGGCUCGGCUGGACAAGCUGUCCGUCCUGCGCCUCAGCGUCGGCUACCUGAAGGUCAAGAGCUUCUUCAAUGCCACCAUGAAGAAAAGCCAGGGCGGCUCCAGCUGGACGAGCGACGGGAACCUGUUGCUUGGGGGAAAAGUCCAGAAUGCGUUGACUCCCAUCUCCACGACCAUCUCCUCCUCCUCUUCCUCCUCCACGCCCUACUGCUCCCAGAUGACCUCCAUGGACGGAGUCAGCUUCUCUGAGGGCGACCUGCUGCUCCAGGCGCUGAGCGGCUUCGUGCUGGUGGUGACGGCUGAGGGUUACGUCUUCUACAUGUCCCCGACCAUCCAGGACUUCCUCGGCUUCCACCAGUCGGACGUGGUCCAUCAGAGCGUCUUCGAGUUGAUCCACACCGACGACCGAGCUCUGUUCAGACGACAGCUCCACUUCGCCCUCAAGCCCAACGCCAGCCAAUCGGACGGCGGCGUGGACAGUCCCGGUGAGAACUCUGCAGAGAUCACCACCGGCGUGAUGAACUACGACCCCCAGGCCAUCCCCCCAGAGAACUCCUCCUUCCUGGAGAGGAACUUCUGCUGCCGAUUCCGCUGCCUCCUGGACAACUCCUCCGGCUUCCUGGCCCUGAACUUCCGCGGACGCCUGAAGUUCCUCCACGGUCAGAACCGGGUGUCGGAGAACGGGACUCUGGUGCCACCGCAGCUCGCUCUGUUCGCCAUCGCCACGCCGCUGCAGCCGCCGUCCAUCCUGGAGAUCCGCACCAAGACGCUCAUCUUCCAAACCAAGCACCAGCUCGACUUCACGCCCAUGGGCAUCGACACCAGGGGUAAAGUGGUGUUAGGGUACAGUGAGACAGAGCUGUGCACCCGGGGCUCAGGCUACCACUUCAUCCACGCUGCAGACAUGAUGUACUGCGCCGAUAACCACAUUAAAAUGAUAAAAACCGGAGAAAGCGGCUUCACCAUCUUCAGACUGCUGAAGAAAACGGGGUUGUGGGUGUGGGUCCAGGCCAACGCCAGGCUGGUGUUCAAAGGAGGGAAACCGGACUUCAUCGUGGCGCGGCAGAGAGCUCUGACAAAUGAAGAAGGAGAGGAACAGCUACGUCUCAGACGCCUGCAGCUGCCGUUCAACUUCACCACCGGGGAGGCGCUGCUGUACGACAACACCCCGACCGUGGACAUGCCCGACAUGCCCGACAUGCCCGACAUGUGCUCCAGCCCCAAGCAGAGGAAAAUAGACGAGUUCUCCGUCAGCCCCAACUCCAUGCUGGGCUGCAUUCUGAGGCAGGACCAGUCCAUCUACUGUGAACACAACCCCAACUCCAUGAGCUCCCUCAACGACGCCGCCUUCAAGGACACGCACGCCACCGUCAGCGUGCCCGGAGACAUCUGGCCCCACGCUUCACCCAAACCUUUGGGGAAUCUGAUUAAGUCGGAGGCCAUGGUUCAGAACAUGAUGGAGACGCUGCAGCAGAUCCUCGGGGACAGCAACGUGAUCGGCACGCUGGACGUGGAGCCGGAGGAGAUCAGGAGCUGGGAGACCAUGUUGCUGAGGAUGAGCUCCAACACGUCUGAAAUGAGCGAGGACCUGAACGACAUCCUCAACAACGACAUCCUGUCGUACGUGGAGGAGCAGCUGCAGAAGGAGAGCGGGUUCAAGCUGCCAGAUCAGCUGGACAUCCCAGCCUCCCUCUCCACUCUGGACCACCCGAUCCAGAACCCCAGCCUGGCUGUGGAGCAGAACUUCGGGUGGCCCCUGGAGCCUCAGAGCCAGCUGAUCUCAAACGGAGGUCCGAUGAUGAACGGACAAACGGUGCCGGUCCUGGAGACGAUGAAGCUCACCCACAUGGAUCUUCCUCAGUUGGGGUCUUCUGCUCUAAACGGCCCCACCCUUCAGCAGAUGGCCUCCCAGCAGAUGCUCCCCAAUCCUGUCGGCCUUGGCAUCGCUCCGGUGACCUUCAACCCCUCGCUGGUGGACUCUCGUGUUCAGACACAGAACGAACUGAGGAGCUUGCAAGUCGCUGCCAAGGAGAACAACCUGGGAGCGUUCAGGCAGACCAAUCAGCUUCACCCAAACCUAGUGCCGAACCAGGUUCAGAUGAUGAUGCCCAGCGCGCCGAUCGGCCUCCAGGACCAAAGCGGAGACAGAAAGUUAAACCCUGUGUUCAACUUCGUGGGAAACCGAUGGAACUCCUCCAUCCAAAACUCCAACCAAGUCAACAGCUUUGCUCAGACUUACACCCAGAAUAUUUCAGAGGAACCAGGUUUCCCUGCAGCUCCUCCCCCGUCCAGCUGCCUGCAGGGCCACUUUGAGCUUCACACACACCACAGCGAGAAUCAGAGACAGUCUUGGCAGCUGGAGCAGCAGCAGCAGCAGCUCAUGUCCGGUGGAAGCCAACAAAUGGCCGCCUGCCUCAACCAAAUGCCAGGACUUCAGAGGAACCCUCUGCCUGGAGUCGCUGCACCACAAACCACUGUCAACGGCAGACCAGUGUUCAGGUCUCCAGAGACUCCCACUGUACCUUUUGCUGUUCAGCAGAACCUGGAGCCGCCGCCUCCUCUGGCACCUUCGAGCAGUUGUAUGUUCGGUAACGCCCCGGUGUCUGUGCCUGUGAACGGACUGCCCCUGGGUCAGGUGAACGCCUGCAAGCAGAUGAACGCAACCGGCAACAACCAGAUCCUCUCCAAUCCCGCCUGCUUCUACCAGGGAGGAGGCUCGGUGCUGGGCAUGCCGGCGUUACCGAACCCCGAUGAGGCGGCGCUGUCCUGCCAAAUGCCCGCCAGCCUGGACCUGAACGACCUGUUGGUGCAGCAGCAGCAGCAGCAGUAUCUGAACUUCACUGAACAGACGCAGAUCAACAGCCGCCCAGUCCUCGGGAACAAAGGCUUCCCGUUCCCCUCGCUGCCCGGCGACACCUUGUACUACUCCGAGAACAAAUAGGGACGAGCCGCUGGCCACCCGGCCCGAGAGGAAAACUAGACUCCUGUCUCUAAACAUGAAACGGAAUAGACUGAACAACAGAAACGUGCCCCUGGACAGGAUGAGGAGAGAAAACAGGACACGUCCCCCUCUCUCUUUUUCUUUAUUCUCCCAAUUAGGACAGAGUGAUGAAAGCUUUAAAAAUUCAAGUGUGGCUGAGGACGGCUGGUUAGUGGUCGAGGAGGAGGAGACGUCUCCUGAGGACGGAGGAGAGUUUGUUUUCAUGGAAGAAGAAUGAAAUCUUUUCUUGGAGCUGAUUGGAUUGUACCAAAAAAACUUCCUCAGUGAUUUGUUAUGUGCAAAGUUUGAGAAAUAGUACGUUUGGCAAAACACUGUCACAGGAUUGGCUGCAGCUCAACUGGUGUCAGCCAAUCACCACACAGCACUUCUGAAUCGUCCCACCUCCUCUCAGUGUUGACCAAUGAGAGAAGAACUUCAGUAAAUUCACUGUGGUGGAGAUAAAAAGCAGCUAAUUCUGCUGACGCUGCGUGAACAGCGGGUGGUGUCUCUCCACAAGGAGGCAGCAGUGUGCCCGUUCUACACUCUGUGCAAAUUGGAGAUGUUUAAAGAUGAGAAAAGACUCGAAGGAGGAAGUAGAACUGGUUUCUUUGGGCGAAUGUUUCUCCGGUCUGGUCCCUGAGCUCCACUGUCCCACACACAGUGGAUCAGAUCAACCCACACGUGGAGUCAGAGGCCGGAUGCCGACUCGACCUCCUGCUCUUCCUCUUUUCUACUUUCUCAGAAGGAUGAAAUGUGUUGACGUCUUCUUGUUUUGCUGUUUUUCAAAUUGCGUCUCGAUUAAGUUCAUUUCAACUCUUUACUGUCCCACUGAGGGAGAUUUGCUUUGCAGACAGGGUAUGUAUAAAUAUAUAUAUAUACACAUAUAUAUAUAUCUUUAAAAAAAGAAAAAAGAAACGCACAAUGAAAUCACAGCAUCAUCCUACUAACAGACCGUUUUUUAACAAGAUGAUCGAGUGAAACCAGCUGCUUGUUAGUUCGUCUCUAGAUUUUUUUAAAGCAGUCCGAUCUUUUUUCACUGAGCCAGUUCUUCUUCUUCUGUUCUUCAAUAUUUCUGUGUCGUUGUUUUCUUGUUAUAGAGGAAAAACAAAUGUAGACAGUGCCUUAACCCGACAGACUGUUUGAAACCUUUAAGGGACAGUCUGUCAAUUAUCUGCAAUUUAAAAAAGAAGCCUUUCCAUCCGGACUAGGAGCAGAGAAAGGGCGUGGUGGAAAUUGGUGUUUGAAACCAAAGUGAAACUCGCCCUCGCCUUAACUUCACUCGCCAGUUUUUUAAAGAUUUAUUGCACUAUUCCCUUUAUUGCCAAAGCAUAGUGAAAAUAAUUCACGAAUACUUUUAUCAGAGAAAAGUUCCUACAGGUUUGGUGAUGAUAGAUGCAAAAAUACAAACAAGAUGCUCUUAUAAAGUCAUUCUAAUGACUUAUUAUUUUAAUAAAGCCCAAAUUAAAUGGAUAAUAAAUAUCUAUUUCAUUAAUAUUGUAUUUAAAGUCGAACUACACUUCCUCAAAUAGCAGAACCUGAAAAUGAAAAACCAGAAUGUUUCCGAUACUUGUAUUUUAUUCUCAGCUUUCCGUUUUCUUCUUCUUCGCUCUGUGUCUUGUGCUUUAUGUAUCAACGCUGAUCGUCCGGCGGCGAGAACGCAGAAGUAAAACAGUGAAAGGCAGCUAUUGUAUAUUUUAAACGAGGAAAAAAAAUGGAAAACACUUUGCAAGUUAAACAAAAACACACACACGACAGGGUUGGAAACGUCAAGUGCCUUUUUAAAACGAGCUCUUCUCGAUUGUCUGUGGAUCUUUACUCAGCACGUAGAUUGAAAAGAGACGCUGAGUCACACCUGGCUUCAUCCAGGACUGAGCCGUAAAAUCACUUUUCCUCUUCAGCACUUCUGAACCUUUGAUAACAAACACUUAGUUGUGAAGCAGACUUUAGCAGAUUGCUCACAACCAACUUGAACACUUGACUUGAAAAACCCCAAACAAGUCGGUGCAGCCAUGUGUGAUGCUUGAUACUCGAGGAUACCAAAGGGACAAAUCAGACUCAGAUCUACGGAUUCACUGAUUUCUAUAGUUUGUGGAAACACAGAGAAACGACGAGAGAUGGACCAGAAUGAUUGUAUUUGUAGUUUCACGUAGAAAAUCUCGCGUCGAGCUGCGUUCAUGUCACACGGGGAGUUUGUGGUCGAUGGUUUCCAACAUGUAAAUUCACAGCAACAUGUAAAAAGUCAGGAACUUCAUCCAGCUGUUUUUCAAAGAAGCAAACAAAUGAAUUAAAUGCAGCAGAACUUUUAUCUCUCUAUAUUAGCACAGCACUUUAUUUUGAACCUUUUUAAAAGAGCUGAAAAAUACUCAACUUGUUUGACAGUCGAUUUAAAAAUCUGCGUUUUCUCUUCAUUAUCCGCUCGUGGAUGUUGACGCUGUUUACAUGUUGGAAAUCCUCAAAUGUGACACGAGUCUGUUUUCUCUGAGGGUCGUUCAGCUGCAUUAUGGGUAAUGUAGUAAAGCACGGACUGGCAGUGAGAACAGUGGAGGCAGAUUGAGUUUAAAGUUGCUUCGGCUUGUAUCUAUUAUUCUUUAAUAGCCAUAUAUGAUCUAACUCUGCAGCGAUGCUUCAGUGAAUCUCCUGAAAAGGCCAAAAAGUUUGUUUGUUUGUGUUCAAGGCACCAAAAUAAGAUUUGGAUUCGGUAUUUGAAAGUAAGGAUUUGGAAUAAUAAUCGAAAACCGAGCCGAAGCAGUUGUAAAAUAGAAGAAAUUUAAAUAAAGUCACACAAACCCCCCAAGAUUUUUUUUUAAACAUCAGCAGCGAGCAACUACAACAAAAGUAACUGAGCUUCUUUGUCGUCAAUUCAGCAAAAGUUCGUAAACCAUCACAUGUGGAUGUUUCCUCAUCGGAGGCCAAAUAUUUAAGACUCAGUACAAAAUGAAGCGUUUCGUUCUCUCUCUCUGUUUCACUGCAUAUAGAAAUUUAAAUAUAUAUUGUUGCUUGCUUCUAGAUAAAAAAAAAAGACAAAGCCAUUGUACUUUUAUUUUUUUUUCAAAUUCAAGGCUCCAAAAUGCAGUAUCUUUGUGUACCUUGUAUAUAAAUAUCUAUAUUUGUCUUCUUAAUUUUUUCAAAACCCCAAUACGUCAUAUAAUGUGUAUUUUAUCAUAAUAAUGGCUUAACCUGACUCACAACUAUAAUUUUUUUGUACAUUGUCUGCACAGCAUACUCACUUGUAAUCUCUUGUUAUGAUGGUUUUUACUUUGUAACUUUUCAACUUGUUAUAUCUUGUGGAUUUGCCUUCAAUAUUUUUGCUUCUAACAGUGUAUGAAUGUUGAGUCAAUAUGUUCCUGCUCACCGUAUUAAAGGUGAAGUGAUCACAC